CUCCCCAACGCCAAGAUCUCAUCAAAAUCGCAGUGAAGAAAAAGGCAGAACCGCCGAGCGGAAAUCCGGAAUUGCGAUUGUUCAUCCCCAUCGGGAAACGAAAGCGAAGAGAUCGGCUCCUCCCAAACGCUUCGAUCACAAUGGCUGCAGGGCGUGGUGGGUUGAUUCUAGAUCAGAACUUCAAUGCUAACUACAAUGGAGGUUCUCUAGGGGAAAUUUCUAAAGUGAUGAAAGUGCAGAAGAAAGGAGGGGUUGGUGGAAGAAAACCUCUCGGCGAUUUGUCAAAUGCAGGGAAGCCUGCUCUUAACCAGGUGUCCAAGAAACAGAAUUUGAAGAGUUUCGCUCUGAUUAAUGAAGAUAUUGGUUCCUCCAAGGUCCCGAGUGAUCUAUCCAAAAAGAGAAGUACUUCUAAAGCCUUGGACAAACCGCAGACAAGGAGCAGAAAAGCACUUUCUGAUAUUUCUAAUUCGGCGAAGCCACAUGUAUCCGAGGCAUCAAAGAAGACCGUGAAGAUGAAUGUUCUAGCAGAGGAACCAAUUGAUACUGGUUUUAUUGCCGAGGAACAAUUUCUUCACAACCACAAGGAGUGUAUAAAACAGCAGACCACUGCCGUGGACAUGGACCAUUUUCUGGAGACUCUCAGACUCGGUUUUCGCAACAAGCAUGUCUCUACUCCCUGCCUGUCUCCACUGAGCUGUAGAUCGAAGCAUGAGAGCCCCUCAAGGCUUUUGCAAUAUGAACAGAUGGCUGAGCUGCAGAUUUCAGCAGUCAGAUCUCCGAAACAUAAGCUGUCAGGCGAACUUGAUGACUCCCCACAGCCGCCAAGCAGCCCCAAAUCACCAAAUAUUCGUAUGCACUGGAAGGACCAGGACAUGGUGAAUUUCAUGUUGAUGGAAACGCCAGGCUUACUGAAGCACUGAAUUUCUUAUAUUAGCUGCUAUGGGAAAAGGAAAUGUGAUGCUGACAUUGAAUGUUGUACCGUCAGACCUGUGACGGCUCCUUCUGGGAUUUUGUUGUGGUCCAAGUGAACCCGUCUUUAGGAAUCAAGGAUCUAUUUGGCACGAUUGUGUGCUGCUUGUUGAUGGAAAUACCGAGAUUGCUGAAGUAUCCAAUUUCAUACAUUCAAUGCUAUUAGUUAGAAAAUCUCAAGCUGGAUUGAGCUUCGUAGGUAUUGGAGUGGGGAAGUGUGAUGCCGACAUUGAAUGUUCUACGGUCAGACCUGUGACCGCUCUUUUUUGCAUUUUGUCGUCGUCUAAGUGAACCUCUUCUGGGUAUGAACGAAAGAUAUUUGGCUCUAUUGUGUUCA
Eucalyptus grandis is the source of this 1306-nucleotide messenger RNA. RefSeq lists its product as uncharacterized. The coding region runs from base 141 to 920 and encodes 259 amino acids. Gene Ontology annotation, biological process: regulation of mitotic cell cycle. The record is from RefSeq and is a predicted model, not a curated record. Lineage: Eukaryota; Viridiplantae; Streptophyta; Magnoliopsida; Myrtales; Myrtaceae. The transcript is spliced from 5 exons.